Amaranthus tricolor (Joseph's coat) is the source of this 3165-nucleotide messenger RNA. Its product is annotated as ubiquitin-like-specific protease ESD4. The record is from RefSeq and is a predicted model, not a curated record. Gene Ontology annotation, molecular function: deSUMOylase activity. Gene Ontology annotation, biological process: protein desumoylation. Gene Ontology annotation, cellular component: nucleus. The transcript has 9 exons. Bases 313 to 1896 code for a protein of 527 amino acids. Lineage: Eukaryota; Viridiplantae; Streptophyta; Magnoliopsida; Caryophyllales; Amaranthaceae.
AAGUAAACGCCGAGUUACACGUAGAAUUUCCCAGACAGAAAGGACACUCCAAAACUUUCUCUUGUCUAGGUUUUCCCGAUCGCGGUUGCGCCUAAUCUCGCAAUUGAAAUUACAAUUGGUUCGUCGUCUUCUGAUUUUUAUUCUUAUUAAUUGUUUACUUCAGCUUGCAAUAUACUUCGAAAUCUCCAGAAAUUCGAUUUUCUCUCAAACGGUUCGUACUAAUAUAAUGUCUGAUUCUCAGUACUGAAUUUGAAGGUAUGAUUUUUGGCUUGAAUUGUUUCUCGUAGAUGAAUUAGGGUUAGGGUUCAUCUAAUGGGUGCGUUGACAAAUAAUCUUAAGCGAGUGGAUGAAUGCUUUAAUUUACACACUGGGUCUCUAUCUCCAUCUUUUAAGUCACCUUAUUAUAUCUGUGAUUACAGCAAUCAAAUUGAUACUCACAUAGCAAAAAAACCCAGAUUUUCUUAUACUGAAAGCCCUAGAAAGGUGAAUGCUGUGCAACAGAAUGCUGUUUCUAGAUUAGGAAGGUAUCCUGAACCUCAGAAGUUACGCAGGGAGGUUCAUGCGCCUUGUAAGUCCACUAGGUCUGGGUUUUCAUCCAGCGGGUUAAGGUGUGUAGAUAGUAGUAUUCAAAAGGAGUCAUCCAUGGGGAAUAUACUCGGUAUUUAUCAGAAGACCAAGCACACAGCAUUAAAAGGUUUGCGGCAUAUUAGUGUAGGAAAUUAUAAGGAGGUAAUUGAUCUUGAUGCAGAAGAGCCGCGUAGUGAUGAUGUGAUUUUGAAAAAUUCAGGGCAGGUGGAAAUUGUAGAAGAUGGAAAUGAAGUAAGAUCAGUGGUUUCAGAUGAUCAUAGAGCGUUAGAGAGUGAUAGAUUAGAGUCAGAAAUUCAGGAACUGGAUGGCAAGGGUUUGGAAAGUGGUGAUAUUCAGGGUUAUUCGAUGGUGCCAGAUUUGGCUAAAGCUCAAAAUGUGUUUAACGGGUUGAUUUCUAUGCCACCUAGUCUCGAGGCAUAUAAAAAACUGCUGAAUGAAGUGAACAGAAGUUAUCCUAGGCUUAGUUUUUUGGGUGGUGAAAUAAAGUCAACAGAGGCCAAGUUGGAAUCAAUACGGUUGAUGCCAUCUUUGAAGAAAUCAAAGCAGGAGGAGAAACCCGAGGGGCUGAACAAACUGAAGGAGGAUUUGUUGCGUGAGGCUUUUGUCCCACUCACGACGGAGGAGGAGAGAGAGGUUUCGCGUGCAUUAUCACGUUCUAAUAGGAGAAAGAUUUUAGUAAGUCAUGAGAAUUCCAACAUUGAUAUCACUGGUGAACUUUUGCAGUGUUUGAGCCCAGGUGCAUGGUUGAAUGAUGAAGUUAUAAAUGUCUAUCUUGAACUGUUGAAAGAGAGGGAAAAAAGAGAGCCCAAGAAGUAUUUGAAUUGUCAUUUCUUCAAUACAUUUUUCUACAAGAAGCUUGUUGGUGGAAGAAAUGGCUAUGAUUAUAAAGCGGUUAAAAGAUGGACCACUCAGAGAAAGCUUGGCUAUGGACUUAUGGAUUGCGACAAAAUAUUUGUUCCUAUCCACAAAGAUGUUCAUUGGUGUUUGGCAGUCAUCAAUAAGAAGGACAAGUCAUUUCAGUAUCUAGACUCUUUGGGUGGAAGAGAUCUUCAGGUUUUGAAAGUUCUGUCUAGAUAUUUUAUGGAUGAAAUAAAGGACAAGAGCGGGCAGGAAAUUGAUGUUCGGUCAUGGGAUGUAGAGUUUGUAGAAGACCUUCCUGAACAACAGAAUGGGUUUGAUUGUGGUGUGUUUAUGAUCAAAUAUGCUGAUUUCUAUAGCAAAGGCUUGGGGCUCCAAUUCUCCCAGGUAGACAUGCCUUAUUUUCGACUUAGGACAGCCAAGGAGAUUUUGAAGCUAAGAGCAGAUUGAUAACAAUUACAGUUCUGUUGCUCCAAGUGCUGUACUGAAGAGUUCCAGCUUGAAGUGGACUUGAAAAAGGUUUCUUUUCAAUCGAGACUACGCUAAGCUUUUGGAAGACGGUCUUUUAAAUGAUAAGGUUGUAUAUAUUGUGUAGCUGCUAUUCUUGCUUAUCUACGUCUCCCUUCUUCCAUUCAUUUGGUUUGGGGUUGCUUUCUUUGGUUAAGUGUGCGACGUAAGUUUUAGGCUCGCCAUAUUAAUGUAAUUGGAUAAUCAGUUUUUGACAUCAUAGUUGCAGUUGUGCUAGAUCCAGAUGACAAGCUGCUUCUUUCCUGUUACUUUUUUUUUUCCUUAGUUAUUACACUAUGCCUAGUUGGGAUGGUGAGGCAGAGGGUGGUUUGGUGUUUUGUGAUUUGCAUCAUUGUAUGGAUUGGAUAGGUGUUAAGGAGUUGUUGGUAGAUCAUAUGCGUUGUUGUGGAAAGUUUUGGAUCUUGUAUGAAAUAGUGAAUGUGCUUCCCUAUUUAUUAGCAAUCAACCAGUUGGAAGGACAUUUGUUUGGAAAUGAUCAUCAAGAACAAUCUUCAACUGCUACCUGUACGCUUACAGGCGUUCAAAAUAGAUUCGACUUGUUAUUUAUCUGUUAUUUCGAUUUAAAAAAAAUGAAUUUACAGUUAUCGUGGAUAUAAAACUCAAUUUUGACCUGAUUCGAAAUACAUGAUCCAAAUCAAAUGAGCACCUCUAACAAUUGCAUACGACAAGACCUAAGCAACCUGUUGGAAAAAUGGUUGUGAUUGAUGGUUAAGAAUUAAACCGGAGUGAACCAUCAUUAAAAUGGUCUUGAUGGUGUUGAUGAGGAGGUGGUUGUAAUGGUGGUUGUGCUCAGCUGGAAAAGAGAGGGACCAAGUUUUAUUAAAAUUUCUAUUUGCUUUUUCUAUCUUAAUCUGUUUUUAAUUUUUUUCUAUUUAAGUUUCUUUUUCAAUAAAAUUACGUGAUGUAGAAAUAUACUUAUUUUUACUUCAAAAUCAUUGUAUAAUAUUUGAUAUAUAAAAGUGUUCGUCCUUAUUAACAACAAACAUGUAAACGGCUAGUUAAAUAAUACUCCCUCCUAUUCACCUUAGGAGUCCCAUUUGACUUUUCACGGAUCUUAAAGAAAGUCAAAAGUGGGACCCUAAGGGUAGGAAAGAGAGUGGUAUUAUGGGUUUUUAAUGUAAGGAAAGAAAAUUAGUAUGGGUAAUGGAGGGUAUAAUUGAAAAUAGGAUAAAGCUACUAAGGGCAUAAAAG